Molecule: messenger RNA, 498 nt
Organism: Colletotrichum tamarilloi
Lineage: Eukaryota; Fungi; Ascomycota; Sordariomycetes; Glomerellales; Glomerellaceae
Exons: 1
Coding region: 1-498 (165 amino acids)
Source: RefSeq, a predicted model, not a curated record
AUGUUCUCGACCCAGGGAAACCUGACAAGGCACCUUUUGGACCAACAUGCUGAAUUGAAAUUCUGGUACAAGAUGCCGUGCAACAAAGUGCUGAAAUACAACGUAUUCAACGGCAAACGCCACAUGGGUAAAUGCCUCCCAUGCCAGAAAGUCCAACCGCCGGCUGCAAUAGAUUCUCAGCAGACUCUCUUGCUCAGCACCGAAGAGCCGUUUCGGGCCAACGCCGAAGAGACACUUUCGCUCAACACCGAAGAGAUGUUCUCGUUCGACAUCGAACAGAUGCCCUGGCUCAACACCAACGAGGCGCUCUCGUUCAACACCGACGAGCCUCUCCCGAUCAACACCAACGAGGCUCUUUCACUCAAAACUGACGCAGCGCUUCCGACCAACACCGAGAAGAUGCUUUGGCUCAUCAUCGAUGGGGCUCCAUGGAAGCCCAAGGUCUUCGUCGCUCAUAGUCAGCUCACAAAGAAUGACGUCGAGUAUAUCUUGAACUGA